AUGAGUCCAUUGUCUCGGUAUUUAGACUCUCUGGACUAAAUGAAACGAUGGGAAAAAGAUUUGUGUUUUUUUCUUUGACUGCACUGUAUUAUCCAUUUAUCGUGUUGUGUAAUGUGAUCAUAAUUUACACUGUAAUCUUGCAUAAGAAGCUUCAUGAGCCAAUGUAUGUAUUUAUAUGUAAUUUGUGUAUGAAUGGACUUUUUGGCACAGCUGGAUUUUACCCUAAAUUCAUGUAUGAUUUAUUAUCCCAAUAUCACUUGAUUUCUUAUGCUGGAUGUUUGGUUCAGAUAUUUGUCAUUUAUUCAUCUGUUCUGUGUGACUUUUCAACAUUAACAGUGAUGGCAUAUGACAGGUAUGUGGCAAUAUGUAGACCACUGGAGUAUCAUUCAGUAAUGACCAAUCAGAGAAUUAUUGAAUGCAUUCUUUUCUGCUGGCUUUCUCCCUUUUUUUGCAUGUGUGUUGCAAUUGUGUUAACAUCGAGGCUAACCUUAUGUGGCUCUAGUAUUGAAAAGCUAUAUUGUGAAAACUGGUCAGUUGUUAAACUGUCCUGUUUUUCUACAACAGUAAAUAAUGUGAUUGGGUAUGUAAUCAUUAUUAUAUAUUUUGGACAUGCAGUAUUGAUAUUUUGCUCAUACAUUCACUUGAUUGGAAAAUGCAGAACGUCAACAGAGGGCAGAAAUAAAUUCAUACAAACUUGUGUACCACAUCUGCUUGCAUUGCUCAAUGUGAGUUUUGCAUUGCUGUUUGAUGUGCUGUACACUCGGUAUGGUUCUAUGACAAUGCCUCAAGAUUUGCGUAAUUUCAUGGCACUAGAAUUUCUACUCGUUCCUCCCAUGUUAAAUCCCCUUAUUUAUGGACUAAAUCUGACAAAACUACGGAAGAUUGCCUUCACAAACUGCUCUAAAUGCAAUGACCAAUUAAUUAAUUUUCCAAAACUUUUCUCCUUAGAAUCUCCUCCCUUCUGUGUGGAUCCCUGA
Molecule: messenger RNA, 977 nt
Organism: Carassius carassius (crucian carp)
Lineage: Eukaryota; Metazoa; Chordata; Actinopteri; Cypriniformes; Cyprinidae
Product: olfactory receptor 6N1-like
Exons: 3
Coding region: 48-977 (309 amino acids)
Biological process (GO): G protein-coupled receptor signaling pathway
Cellular component (GO): membrane
Molecular function (GO): olfactory receptor activity; G protein-coupled receptor activity
Source: RefSeq, a predicted model, not a curated record